CAAAUUGAUCGAUCAAAACUUACGAUGAUGUCUAAUUAAGUAUCAAUCAAGCCAUUAAUCUUAAGGUAGCAGAAAUCAAGGUCACACAUAUAUAUAUAUAUAUAUAUAUUACCAGUUAUGGGUUUGUUAUCUCAUUGCUGGCUUCUAAUCGAAUUCUUCGUCUUCCCCAACCUCUCCUUUUUCAUUCACCCUUUCUUCCUUUUCUUCUUCCGUCUCUAUCUAUGGCUUCUUUUCCCUUUCCAAAUUCUCUGCCGCCUUCUCUCCGCCGCCUUCCCGGUUCGAGCCGAACCGGUUUUUUACGACGCCAUGGACUCGGACUCGGAACUCUCCCCGCCGGUUUUCCUCCUUAUCGUUUCGUCGGAAGUCCGGGACCUCCCGGAUGACUGCGAUGGACCGCGACCGGGACCGGUUCCGGUUCCGGUCGAGCCGGAUCCUGUUGCGGUCGGAGAUAAUUGCGACGGGAACCGGUCGUGGCUGGCAGAGUUUUUGCUGUCCGACCGGUACACCGACGCUUAUUUGCUUUCGUACGGCCUCGACGACGACGAGGCGGCGGCGGCGGACAGUCGGGACGAUUAUUCCGACGGCCAGUUGUUAGUAUUGCCAUUCUCUGAUUCCGCCGACGCCGCCGCCGCCGCCGGCGACUCGCCUCUGAAUGUAGGAGGAAUCAAAGAUUCGUUAUUCCAACGGGAGCUCGCGGAAAGAUUCAGAUUUUUCAAUCUCCUCUAUCACGAAAGAUUAAACGGACUCGGGGCAAUCUCAGCCGAGCGAUCGAUGAUCGGAUUAUCAAAUUCGACGAAUUUCAUUAUUGAUCAAAUCAAAACAAGAAGGGCAAAGAUUCAGGGGAGUUUACAGAGUGAUUUGGAGCUAAUAUACGUAGCUCAAACAUGCCUCUUCUGGGAAGCUCUCAAUCAUCAAUACAGACAGGUCGAAAUUCGAACAUUCUCCGAACAAACAACAUCGUUUCAUUACAUCGUCGCCGAAAAAUUCCAGGAGUUUCAGAUCCUGCUCGAAAGAUUCGUCGAGGAGCAAAAACCAGGGGACCGAAGAUCUCCGAAUUUCAUCGAUCAACGGCUGUUGUUCCAUGCCACAAUCCAGGUUCCCGAUGUUACAGGGUUCGUCGUCGACAAAUUCGAUUCAAGAACAACUGCAGAAGAAGAAAUCGGAUCGAACAAAUUACUACAGGCCAUCAAGAAAUGCGUAUACGCUUUCUCGUCGUACGUAACAACAAACGACCGGAAAGGGGUUGUCGGGACAGUGGAAGAUCCCGUCGACCUGGAGCUCCUAUACGACGUAACUAAAGCGCUGCGAAAGAAAGGGACGAUGAUGAAACAUCUACGAGGGAAGAAACGAUGUUGUCUGAAGAGACGAGUCGAGCCUCUCCGGACAGAAGACGAGAAGAUCAAUCUUCUCUUUGCCACAAUCGACAUGAAGCUCGUCGAUCAAGUGCUUAAGAUGUCCCUCAUUUCGGGACAACAACUCGAGUGGUGCCGGGAGAAGCUUAACAACCUAGAAUUCGGACAGGGCAGAGUUUUAAGGAGUCAUAUGUACCAUUUAUUUCCCCGCUCAUGAAAUUCUAAGAUCAAAAUUUCAUCAAGACAUCGAACCUCAAAUCGAUCCUACAA
This is a messenger RNA of Andrographis paniculata, 1622 nucleotides long. RefSeq lists its product as uncharacterized. The record is from RefSeq and is a predicted model, not a curated record. The transcript is spliced from 4 exons. The coding region runs from base 118 to 1569 and encodes 483 amino acids. NCBI's taxonomy places the organism in Eukaryota, Viridiplantae, Streptophyta, Magnoliopsida, Lamiales, Acanthaceae.